Molecule: messenger RNA, 1140 nt
Organism: Momordica charantia (bitter melon)
Lineage: Eukaryota; Viridiplantae; Streptophyta; Magnoliopsida; Cucurbitales; Cucurbitaceae
Source: RefSeq, a predicted model, not a curated record
UACAAAGUGAUUAGAGGCAGCAACAAUGGCCGCAUUGUUCAAUAAUCUAUCCGGUUGUUCCACCCUCUCUCUCAAAGUAUCACGCGUCUGCAAUGGCGAGCUCGGCGGUAAUUGGGUGGAGGAUUCUGUUUGCUCUGUUGGGCUGUACAAUGGUUGCAACUCUCGCAUAUACAACCGCCAUUGAUGGCUCUCCUUUCCGCAGAGAACUUCUUUCACGGUUAAUGGUGACAGCUUUAAUUGAUUUUUAUUUCAAUGUCAUAGCUAUUGCGGCAUGGGUUUCCUACAAGGAAUCGAACUGGAUUGCUGCAACAAUUUGGAUAGUUUUUCUUGUAUGUUUUGGCAGCAUUGCUACUUGUGCCUACAUUCUUUGGCAGUUGUGGCAAUUAUCAUCUCAGGAAUCCUUUGAAGAUAUUAUGUACCAUGUUCUGAUCAAGAAUCCAAACAAGAACGGCAUGCAGCAGCACAGGAAGCACUCCGAUAUUAUGAUUGCAAAAAUAGUUUUUGGUGCUUUGGGUUGUUUGAUGGCGGUAAUCAUGGCCUAUCUUUUCAGCGAUGGUUCCCCUUUUCGCAAGGAGCUUUAUACACCCUGGAUGGUGGCUACACUGGUCGACUUCUAUAUUAAUGGCACAGCUUUAUCAGUCUGGAUGUUCUAUAAAGAAGAAUCGUGGCUUACUGCAAUCUUUAUAGCCCUAUUCAUAAUUUUUGGGAGCGCCUCUUCAUUUCCCUUCAUUGUUAAGGAGCUGUUCAAGCUCAACUCCGAAGAUCCAGCAUACCUUGUUUUAUUCAAAAGUCCCAACAGGUCAGAAGUAAGGUAUAAGAGAACAUCAUCCUCAUAACUCAUAAGCUGCAAAAGGAAGUUAAGAGUGCUUCAGCUCAUUCUGGGAACAGUUGACGAAUGUUCUCACCAAAUGAACCACUCAUCUUUUGUUUUCUGUAAAUUAAAAACUUGAUCUGUUGUCUCUACUACCUAAGGCUGUGUUGCCAUGCAAGUUAAUAGCUUGGAAUUCUCUUAGGAAAUUUGUGCCAUUUCUUGAAAGUGAGCUUUGUAUUAUGUGUAACAAAAGUUUGUGAAAUUUUACUUUCUUUUCUGUUUAUAUGGGCAAGUAAGUUUAUUUGCUUACUUGCUUUAUCAUGUGAUAA